AGUCCAUAUCUGAAAAGGAUGAUGGAGAACAGUCAAGAUGAGGAUAAACUGACCUUAGAUGUUGAAGAUUUGAACAUAGCAGUUUCUGAUUUGGAUGGAGUUUUCUGCUACAUGUAUGGUCAAGAAGGACCCAUGGAGGAAAAUGAGGAAGGGAGAGCUGCUGUGUCCUCUCUCUUUGAAAUGGAAACACUCACAGAAUUAUACUGUGACAUCAUGAUUUCUAAACUCUCCCACCAAAAUGUGGUGAAGUACCUCAUCACAGCUCAUCAAUGGAAACUGGAUAGAGUUGAAGAGGCCUGCAAGGAAUGGCUCUGCAAUCAGCUUGUUUUUACUUCUCAUCUCAUUCAACAAUUCCAGGAUAUCAGCCCAGAGGUGAUGAUGUGUCUCCUCAGAGAUGGAAGCCUUGUGACUCCAAAGGAUGAAGGAAAUGUUUAUGCACUUGCAAAAGGGUGGAUUCAGAGUCAGAAGCCUGGGAGACUAGAGAAGGAAAUCAUUGAAGAGGUGCUAGGCUGUCUGCGGAUGGAAUACCUGUGGCCAUCAUGGGUAUCCUCCACAGAAAAGAGUCUGAUUCCUGACUCUUGGAUGAAAAACAUUGAAGAGAAACUUUACUCUGAGGCCCUCAGUUCUAGGAUUCCUUCUGAGUCUCCUGUUUCAGAAUUAAGGAAUGUGUGUGAUGAACAAGCUUUUGGCAGCAUUUGUAGGAGAGAAGGAAAGAUAUUUAACUCAGGAGAGGAAGUAUGGACCUCAAUGAAUACAGUGGAUGGUUUGUGGAUGUCAGGAAAGAUAUGUCCUGGAGAUGGCAGUACUGGGAAGGAUUCUGAGUCUGGAGUGUUGGUGACCAUGGAGACAAGAGGGAGAGGAUCUCACAUCUUAACCAUCCAAUACAGGUUCAGAGUGCUACGAUUAUCUCAGAGGGGCAAGAUUGUGUAUGAGAAGAGCAUAGGUUGGAAUUAUUUCCUAUCUUUUGCAGUAUUGGGAGUGACAAGAGAUUCAGCAAAGAAUGAAAUUGCUAGGGCCUAUAGGGCACUGGCCCGCAAGCAUCAUCCUGACAUGCACAAGACACCUGAAGCAAAGAGUGAAGCUGAAACCAUGUUUAAGCUCAUUGCUACAGCAUAUGAAAUCUUGAAGGAUGAUGAGGCUCGCACUGACUAUGACUACAUGUUGGACCACCCUGAAGAAUUUUACAGCCAUUACUAUCGUUACUACAGGAGACGGAUGGCCCCCAAGGUGGACGUCCGCAUUGUGAUAGGAGUGACAAUCACUAUAAUCUCUGCCUUCCAGUAUUACACUGCCUGGUUUAGGUAUGAUAUGGCCCUGAAGCACUUGGUGACAGUUCCCAAAUAUCGCCUGCAUGCUCUGGAAAUUGCCAAGAAAGAGGGUAUGCUCUCCAAUGGGAUAUCAGGAAAGAAGAAAGGUGGCAAGAAAUCAAAGGAGGAAUUAAAGAAAGAGGAAGAAGAGACUAUACGUCGAAUCAUUGAGAAUAAUCUAGACAUCAAAGGAGGAUAUGCCAAACCAAGUGUAAGAGACAUUCUGUGGCUGCAGCUCAUUCUAUUCCCCUACAAUGUGUUCAAAUGGGUCAAAUUUCAACUGACAUGGCUCUGGAAAUUCACCAUUCGAAGACAGCCUUUGGGAAAAGAGGAAAAACUCUACCUCAUUCGAAGAUAUCUUCAACUUAAUCAUGCCCAAUUUGAGGUUUGGAAAGAGGAGAGAGAUGAAAUAGAGAGGAGAAAGCUGGCUGAAAAUGCACGUUACAAGUCGUAUAGACGAUACAUGAAGAAUCAUGGGCCUGGUCGGAUCACCUUUGACGAUGAUUGAAUCUCUUCUGGUGACAUCUCAGAGCACAUUCUUCCAGGGUGUUGGUAUUAUGUUAUCAACUCCAUGACAUUGCAUUUUAGUAAUGGGUUUCCAUGCUGUCAUUAGAAUGGUUAGUGAAUUCUGUUGUUGCUUUGAAUUCUCACUGGUAUCAUUUCCCAUGAGUCAGGUAACUGUGAGAAUCAACCACCAAGUUUAUGUUCAUUAAUUCAACCACCAAGACUAUGUUCAUUUAUUGCAAGUUCGUGCAUGUAUUAUUGAUUUGAGUUUCAUGAAUUUGAGCUCCUCAAUGAGUUUGAACUUUGCUUUGGACCAAUCUAUAGACUCUAGAGGGAAAGGCAUAUUGAAUUGUUUAUGGCAGUUUUCUGGUUUUUCCAGGAUGUUUAUUUAUUGUCUUGUUUUCCUCUGAUUUCAUUCCUCCGAGAUAUAUGUUUCUGUGAAUGGAGACAGAAGUCCACUGUGAUAUGGUUUCUUGAUGCAGAAGAAUUCAUCUCAGAAUAAGUUUAUUUCUAUUUAAGUAAUUUACUUUUGUUGUUCUAGUAAUUUGUUGCUUUUAUUAUUUUACCAUUUUAAUUGAUGAUUCCAACCAUUUCCUCUUUAUGUUGGGAAGAUGAAUUUGCCACUUGAAAAUAAUAUGAAAAUAUUGAAAUAGCUGAAAAAGAAUCCUAAGGAUCAGGAUUUUGUUACCCUUGUGAUUUGAGGGGCACAGGAUUGUCAUAUGUAUUUGGUUGCAGUGAUGUUGGUUUUGAUUAACUUUGAUGUCUUUUCAGCACAUGCCUUGACAAAAAUUCAUAAUCACUGUCAAGGUAAAAAAAAAAAACUUAAUGCAAAUAUUAAAAAAAAUAGGUCUCUUCAUGGCGAGUCUAUAGAAAAUUUUGUGAUUUACCAGAAGUGAAGAAAAAUCAUGAUGUAGGAUAAGUAAAUUACCAUACAUGUUACCAUUUCUGUCUAAGGAAGCAAAAUGGUGCCAUUUUUGGAGGUGGUUAGAUUUGUUUCUUUUCUAGGUUGACCAUUGUUUAUGGAGUUGAGGUCAGAGGAGCGGCAAGACUCGCUUAUAGGACAGUGCUUAAAGUUACACAUGUUCCAUUAAAAAUGUUAAGUAUUCCAUGCACAAGACCUCGCUAUAUAUUUUUGUUAAGAGGCCCAGUAAAAUGCUGAGUUUUGUUGGUUGCAGUACUACACGCGGCCGUUUUCUAUGCACCAUAAAUAGAUGGGGUUUAUAAUGGAUCGGCAUGUCGUGCACGUGAUGCAAAUAAAGCUCUCAUACAUGUUAUUAAAACA
Molecule: messenger RNA, 3093 nt
Organism: Darwinula stevensoni
Lineage: Eukaryota; Metazoa; Arthropoda; Ostracoda; Podocopida; Darwinulidae
Source: the annotation of a GenBank genome assembly